CUACGGACCACACAAAUUGAAGAGGAACAAUCCAGAAAAUGGAGGCCAAACUGAUCCUCUCCCCCUUCCCCUCCAAGCUUCACUUCCCCUCUCCCUGUCCAAGAAUUCCCAGACAACCCUCCAUCCUCUGUUCAACACUCUCCCCCAACAACAAUUCUCAAGAUAGCAGCAGCAGCAGCAGCAGCAAUGGCAAAACAAAGGAAACCCAAUCUCCCACCACUCUCAACAUCAGAUACAGAGCUCGGUCGAAAAGACAACAAGCCAAGCAAGAGAAGCAGAAGCAGGAAGAAAAAAACUUGCAGAAAGAACCAAAACCCGCGAAGAAAUGGGAGGAAAUGAGACUUUCAGAGAAGGCAUUGGAGCUUUACCUGGGAGAGAAAGGAGUGCUGUUUUGGCUCAAUAAGUUGGCCUACGCCUCCAUCUUCGUUGUCAUCGGCGCGUGGAUUCUCUUCCGCUUUGUUGGCCCAUCUCUCGGCCUCUAUCAGCUGGACUCUUCCCCUCUCUCUCCGUCCUCCAUCUUCAAAGACGGUUAGAUAUUUGAAAGAAAAAAAAAAAUUAAAUCUAAUGAUUUUGAUUAUUCCUCUUAAAAUGUAAUAGUGGAAAUAAACUUCGACUAGUUUAAUGGAUUUUCCGUGCGGAGUUUAUAAUCAU
Molecule: messenger RNA, 651 nt
Organism: Dendrobium catenatum
Lineage: Eukaryota; Viridiplantae; Streptophyta; Magnoliopsida; Asparagales; Orchidaceae
Exons: 1
Coding region: 39-533 (164 amino acids)
Cellular component (GO): chloroplast
Source: RefSeq, a predicted model, not a curated record